Phoenix dactylifera (date palm) is the source of this 1167-nucleotide messenger RNA. RefSeq names its product vesicle-associated protein 1-3-like. NCBI's taxonomy places the organism in Eukaryota, Viridiplantae, Streptophyta, Magnoliopsida, Arecales, Arecaceae. Gene Ontology annotation, cellular component: plasma membrane; endoplasmic reticulum membrane. The record is from RefSeq and is a predicted model, not a curated record. Gene Ontology annotation, biological process: endoplasmic reticulum membrane organization.
AUCUCGACUGUUCGUCCAACGGAGACAAAACAAGAAUUAUAAUUAAAACAUAAAAGGAAAGAGAACGAGGAAACGUUCCUCUCGCUCGCUCGCUCGCUCGCUCUCUGACGAUCUCCGACCGAAACAGGCGGAGAACCUUCGAGCUCUCUGCUGUUGGGCGCGAUCUGGGAUCAUGAGCGGCAUGGGGCUUCUCAAAAUCCGACCCUCGGAUCUCAGAUUCCCUUUUGAACUCAAGAAGCAGAUCACUUGCUGCGUGCAACUGACCAACAAGACCGAUCGGUAUGUUGCCUUCAAGGUCAAAACAACCAAUCCGAAGAAGUAUUGCGUGCGCCCCAAGACGGGAAUCGUUUUGCCCCGCACGACAUGCAGUGUUACAGUCAUGAUGCAAGCUCAGAAUGAAGCACCGCCUGACAACCAAUGCAAGGACAAGUUCCUUAUUCAGAGUGUUGUGGCAGCAGAUGGAGCGACGACCAAGGACAUAACCCCUGAAAUGUUCAAUAAGGCACCUGAUAAGGUAGUUGACGAGUUUAAGCUGCGGGUUGUUUAUAUUCCUGCUAAUCCUCCCUCACCAGUUCCUGAGGAACCAGAAGAGGGAUGGUCGCCAAGGUCAUUAGAUAAUGGAACCCAAACUCCAUCCUUGUUUGACAAUGUAUCAAAAUCUCAUGAAGAACCAUCAAAGGGAAAACUUCCAGAGGCAUUAACUAUGAUUUCCAAGUUAGCUGAGGAGAAAGGUCAUGCUAUUCAGCAAAAUCAGAAAAUUCGACAAGAGCUGUUUUGGUUGCAGGAGCUGCUUAAGAAGCAAAGAAAUUUAGGUCGCAGUGGUUUUUCAGUGGUGUUUGUGGCAAUUGUGGCUUUCUUGGGUGUUCUAUUCUGGUACACUAUCAAGAAGACUUAGAAGGAAAAAUGAACUUAGACAAAUUACACCGGAAGUAUGGUCUAUGGUAAGCCUCGCGUCCAUCCGCCCCCAGCAUGGAGUGUCUCAGAGGGGGAGAAAACAGGGAGGAGGAGGAGAAGAAGAAAGGUUUAUUUUUUGGGGCAAUUCAUAGCAUUUGAAGAGGAAAUGACCUCUUCAUCUUUAGACGACUUUGUGAUUAAACUCAUUGAUUGUAUUUCGAAUUUAAAUCCCUGACAUGAUUCUAAAUUUUAAACAAAGUAUUUAGGAACACA